Molecule: messenger RNA, 857 nt
Organism: Dimorphilus gyrociliatus
Lineage: Eukaryota; Metazoa; Annelida; Polychaeta; Dinophilidae
Source: the annotation of a GenBank genome assembly
CAUUAAUCGUCCAGGAUUUAGAUCGAGUAGACAAUUCAGUUGAUAAACUGUUAUUUCUUGUGUAUACCUAGAUUAUCUAGUCAAAAAGACUAAAAAACUAUUUAUUAGCUUUGCCAUAGUUUAAUGAAUAUUUUCAGAUAACAAUGAGUAUUGUAGAACCUCAAAGUGAACUUUCAUACAUGGGUGAACCAACUUCACCCGUGGAAUCUCUGAGUGAGAUGAUGACAGUACUCAAUGGUAAGGGUAAUGAGAAUAGCGAUUCUGAUAGUUCUUACGUCUUAAACUGCAGUUCUGGCGAUAGCGAUAGCGAAAAAAGCUACACAAUCAUUAGAAAGAGAACCGAUAAAGACAAAAUGCUUGAACUGAAACAAAAGCUAAGAGAAAACUAUAAAACUUAUAUAAAAACAUUACAAAAAUGUAAAGAUAAGCAGCAGAAGUUAAAAAAUCAAUUAGAUGAAACUGAAAGGGAGUUGAUGAGGCGGUGUAGAGAAUUAGAACAAUCGAAGAAAGAAUGUCAACAUUUAUCUCUUAAACUAUCAACCAUAAAAAAGACAAUUCGUCCGUCAAAGAGAAAGUUUUCAGACAUCGACUCGUCUGAUUUAUCAUCGGAUGAUGUUCCAAGAAAGAAGCGUAAAAAGAUAUUUUCUAAUGGUCUUCGUCGUAAAAGAAAUGAGAUUAUCCGCCAAGGUAAAAUGCUCGAAAGACAUUUACUCAAUAUAUUUGAAGAAGAAUUUCAAAAGGAUGAAAAUGAAAAUGAAAAAAACAUUGAUAUAAUUACGAGUAAUGUCAUAGAAUCUGCUCAGAUCAUAUCCAAUAUGGUUCUUACUGUAUUGGAAGGUAGUAGUAAACAUGAAUAA